This is a messenger RNA of Peniophora sp. CBMAI 1063, 1440 nucleotides long. NCBI's taxonomy places the organism in Eukaryota, Fungi, Basidiomycota, Agaricomycetes, Russulales, Peniophoraceae. The record is from the annotation of a GenBank genome assembly.
AUGGACGCUGUCUCUCGAGUACCUCCAGAAAUCUGGCUCGAGAUAUUCGAAUACGCCAGCUCUAGCCCUGUGCCCAACCUUCUGGACGUCGAUAUACCCCAUCCGUUCUCCACCGCAGCAUCAAGUUCUGCGACAGAUUACUACGACCUGGACUGCUUGCGCUCAGCUCUUCGGACUAAACGCUCUCUUGUAUUGGUGAAUCGCUCUUGGAACAGCAUCGCAUCAGAACUUCUCCAUCAGGUGCUUCUCAUCGACAGCCUACACGCUUGUCGCGCGCUCAGUGAUAACAUCGAAAGCGGGUGGGACGAAUCUACUGGGGCAUCAGUGAAACACCUGCUUCUGGGUACAUUGUGUAGAAGCUCCUGUCAGUAUCUGCCUACCAUCCUGCGGAAACUGCCAAACGUAAAGAUACUUUCCCUAUGGAACGCGAAUAUCGCGCUGUCAGACCAGCGCACCGCCGACGUGAUAGUGGACAUCUUCGCCCCCUCCCUUCUCAGGGUGCACGUCUACGGCGAACAGCUGGCAGGGCCGCAGCUCGCCAGUCUCUUCGACGUCGUCCACAGCGCUCCCCAUUUACGCACCCUCAUCGUAGACUGCAAGGAGAUCCUGGGGGGGUUCGUUGUCCCACCGCUGCCAGACUUAACGUUUGUCGCGGGACACAAUCUCACAAGGAAUCCCAUGGACGCUCUCAUGAUGCUCGCGAAGGUCGACGAAGAUCCCUUUCCGCGCUUACAGCACAUUCAUCUGCCAGCCAGGCGCCUCUUCGCGCGUUCCCACAAUCGUGCCUUCGAGAUCACAUCACCGUCCGCCACCAUCGCUACUGUCGAUCUGCGGCGGGAUUGGGAGGUCGGACCAGAGUACGAUCUCUGGUCGGGCCUUUCGGCGCUAUGGGCACGUUGUCCAGGUCUCACGCAUGUGCACCUUGUCCUUGCAUGGCAGCAGUUUGCCGCAAGCGAUCGCUUUCCUGCCCAACUGGGCACUUGCGCCUUCACGCUCCCGCAAAGCAUGACCCACCUGAGCAUAUUGGCCACGUUCACGGGAACGUUCAGAAUGAGCCUAUUCGUACAAUGCUGCGAAGCCCUGCUCAAAUCGCUUGAGCGUGUCGGGCGCAGCCAUCCGACCCUCCAGGUUGUUCGCUUCACCAAUCCUGUACUCGUUCAGCGCACGCGGCAAGCGGCGGCGGCGACGGAGAUGGGUUUCGUGAAGACAACCGCUCUUCGCGUCAGCGAUGUCUUCCUGACUGCAACUCCUGCAAUGACAAUCACGACCUUCUCAUGUGCAUCUCCUUCUGACCAUCUUUCCCCGGGCUCUGUAUACGUGACUACUCUCUUUCGUUUGCGUUUGUACUACCUCAUGUCUCUUUCCAUCCAUUCGUUCGCACGAUCUCCCUCCCUCUCAUCCCUCUCGCUUGCUUUCCUUGAUCAUGUUAUUCAGCUAUAG